Anoplopoma fimbria (sablefish) is the source of this 3776-nucleotide messenger RNA. RefSeq names its product melanoma cell adhesion molecule b (gene mcamb). Lineage: Eukaryota; Metazoa; Chordata; Actinopteri; Perciformes; Anoplopomatidae. The record is from RefSeq and is a predicted model, not a curated record. The coding region runs from base 101 to 2008 and encodes 635 amino acids. The transcript is spliced from 17 exons.
CGCCGCUUCUUUCGCACAGUUCUCCAGGAGGACCGGUGCCUGUCAGACUGCCUCCAUUCAACACCUCAGCACGGACAGCUUGCAUUGCCGACCGACGACCAUGGCUGCUCGGAACUACGCUUCACUGCUCGUGGGACUUCUCGCCCUCUGUCACACCUGGGGAGUAAUGGCUGAUGUGGAGGUGAACAUGGAGGACAGAGUGGAGGUGUUCAGGGGAGAAACGGCUCUGAUCACCUGCAUGUUCACAUCUUCUGAAGGCAUUGGCGGCAUGAGCAUACAGUGGUUCUACGUGACGUUGUCGGGUGAGAGGCAGAGUAUCUUCUACCAGGACAGCGCCAUGAAGAAUAAAGACAAAGGCACACCGUUCACAGACCGGUUCAGUGUGAAUGGUACCGGAGCCGAUGGAGAGAUUGUGUUGCGUAUCAGCGAUGUGAAGGUGAAGGACGAAACGGAAUUUAUCUGUCUCAUCAAAAGUCUUACAGAAGGGAGUGGGGAGGGACGCACAAAGCUGAAGGUGUUCGCAACACCAGACCCUCCAAGCAUUGAGGUUGUGGAAACAGGGAUCUCAAUUAACGAAAACAGCCCAUCCAAGGUUGGGACCUGCGAGGUCAAAAAUUGCUUCCCCAAGCCGAACAUCACUUGGUACAGAAACAACACACCACUACGCGGUGCUCCGGAUGUGGUGAAGGUGGUGCCCAGCGUCACUGUGGAAUCCAGUGGCCUGUACUCUGUCAAGAGUGACCUGAGCAUGAAGGUGAAAAAGGAGGAUAAAAAUGAUACAUUCUACUGCGAGGUCACCUUCUUUGUUCCCGGAGGAACAAGUAUGACCGAGACCAACCAUAUGAAAAUCAAUGUACACUACCCCUCCACAGCUGUAAAAGUUUGGGUGGAGUCACCAAAGGGCCACAUCAAGGAAGGGGACUCUAUUGAGUUUCACUGUCAUGGCAAUGGGAAUAUGCCAUCCUCAGUCUUGUCAAUCGUGUACAACGGUGACGACUACAGUUUAGACGACAAUGUGUUUGUAUUGGAUAAAGUGACCCGUCGCAACAGUGGAAUUUACCAAUGUACCUCUACGGACUUUGAGUCGGACCACGUGGAGGAGGUCUCGGGAAACACCACUGUGUUCGUCAACUAUCUCGACCCUGCAGUUGUGACGCCCACUGACACUGUUGUGGUGGACCAAGGAAAGGAGCUGAAGGCCACCUGCAACGCCCUCUCUUCUCUCCAGACACAAGUGGUCUGGAUGAAGAAUGGAACGAAGUUCUCAACCGGCCACAGUUUGAUCCUGAAGGACGCAACAUUUGACUCGGCAGGGAAGUACGUGUGCAUGGUGACUGUUCCUGAGAUUGUGGGAAUGGAAACCAGCGGGACACUUGAUGUCAAAGUCCAGGGCCCACCAGAUAUCAAAGAGCCAGGGUACACAGAGAUGGAGGAGAGUACUGGGAGUACAGUGGAUCUGAGGUGUAAUGUCAGAGGUUUUCCUGCUCCCACGAUUACCUGGACCACCUCUGAUGGAAAGAUCCUCAAGACCGAGGUUGGACUUCAGAGUGUGGUCAGCAUCAAAGUCACCUCUGACAUUACGGCUUCCUGCAAUGCCUCCAAUGAGUUCGGCACUGAUGUGGCGACCUUCAACAUCAAUGCCACUAUAAACACCACCACACCAGCCAACACUCCUACUAGCACUAGCACUAGCACUACCACUGCCACUACCAUUGCCUCUGCCACAGUCAAAGCACAAACCGAGACCCGAGCAAAGGAAAUCAAGAAAGAGGGCAAUGGUGUUAUCAUUGCAGUCCUCAUAAUCUGCAUCCUGCUGCUGGCCAUUUUAGGGAGUGUGCUCUACUUCCUCUACAAAAAGGGCAAGAUCUGUGGGCGGUCCGGCAAGCAAGACCUCACCAAAGAGAAGUCAAGCAAAGAUAACAUCGUGGUGGAGAUGAAGAGCGACAACACUGAGGAGGCUGUGCUCCUCGGGGUCAACGGGGAAAAGCAACAUCCAAGCAACCAGUAAAGGGUGGUGCGUACCUGGAUGUACAGAAGUGAGGAGGCAUCUGCAGACACACCAACAGCUGCUCCUGUUCUUCCCUCUCAGGCUCAAUGCCUUCAAGCUUACACCACAGCCCCUUACCCCAGAGUUAUGUCAUGGAAAAGUCAUCUGUCAGUUAAAAUCAGGAUGCGAACUGAGACUCAUGUUAUUCUAUGCUGCAGCUUUUGCUUACUGUCUGUUAUAUCCAGCAAACAUUUCUGCUGGAAUGAGCUUUAAUGAGAAUUGAUUUGAGUACUCCAUAACAUAACUCUGGGAAUAAAUCUUCCACCAUUAAACCAAAGACUAUCCUUCGCCUAUGGUUCUUAUUACCAAAACCUUGUAUACUGCUGAUUGUCUGUAGAACAAUAGUUUGAGCACAACAUUGACCAGGGACUGUUUUUAUACCCAACUACACAUCACCUCAGGCAAAGUAAUCACUGAAGAGCAGCCUGAAACAGCUCUUUAUCAAGUGUACAUAUUAUAAUCUAUGUAUAUAUUUCUUUAUUUAAAAUAAGACAAUAGAAAAAAACCAACCAAAAAUAAAUGACCAGAUAGUGUUUUAUUUUGUUGGGUGCUCUUUAUGGAGAGCAACUAGUGCCUAAGUAGAUGUCUUCUUUUUACUUUUAAUAUGUUUUUGUCUCUAUGCUUCCUGUUUUGCUUAAGUCUGUACACUGAAAUAUUUGGGGACCCAGCGAUGCGGCCCCUACAGCCAGUUACAGCCACCACAAAGUUUUUCGUUUUAGCGCUGAAAACAAACUUUUAAGGUUUUUUAAUCACACAUCAUUCCCAUUUGUAGUUGUCCUUAUUUACAGCUAACAAUCUUUUCUUCACACUACCCAGUUUGUGUAUAUGGCAGAAGAUAUUUUUGCAAUAGGGGUGAAUAACAUUUUGAGCAUUUGACAUUGAAGGAUUAACAUUAUUUGUAGUUUUCCUUACUUUACGUUUUCUUUUCUUCACAGUCUAGUUUUAAUAUUUUCUGUGUGUGCUUGAGUUGAAGCAUUGCCAACAGCCAAGUGAAAAAGUUACAGAUGCCUUAGUAAUUAAAUCAAAGCCUGUAGAAAUAUCAUAAUUUCUAUUGUUAGUUAUGUUUCAAUUUAAUGUUCAGUGCACUGAUUUAUUUGUGGUUGUUCUUCAUGCACUUGUGUUUCUCUAAUGUGAAACAGUGGUUUGGUUGAAUGUGACUGUUUGUGAAUGAAAAUUAUUUCUGUAGCUAUUUUAGUUAUUUUUUAAGAGGAAAGAUUAGGUUAGAACAGAUCAUUUGUUUUGGGCAAAUAUUGCUCAGGUCAUCAACUUACCCUCCGCAAAAGGUAUAGACACGAUUCUGUAUAAUGAUUUAAUUAAUUCAUAUUUUGACUGAAUCUUGAAAUAAUCUGUUGGAUAGCCAGAGAGACAUAGAAUCCCCCUCAGACAUGAUGGCUGUCUACAAUAUCUGACUACUGACGAGGGGGGAAUGACUGUGACUCCACAUAUGCAUAUUAAGUUUGUAGACAAUCAACAAUGAAUAUGCACUGUGCUCACUGCUCAGUAAUGUGCAGGUAUCAUCCAUACUUACCUUUCCUACUCUAUGUUAUUCUGUUUUGUUCUACUGCUUUUAAGAACUAUCACUGUUAAAUGGUUUUGGAUGUUUGAAAUCUGUAAAAUGCCUUGGAGUUGUGAAAUUUAUGUCAUUGAUGACAUUCAAACAAUACACCAACAAACUGUUUUCAUUAUUUGUAGUUUUGAAAAUGAUCCAAAAUAAAGAAUUGACUGUUAA